Sodiomyces alkalinus F11 is the source of this 1008-nucleotide messenger RNA. RefSeq names its product DNA repair exonuclease rad1. Gene Ontology annotation, cellular component: checkpoint clamp complex. Gene Ontology annotation, biological process: DNA repair; DNA damage checkpoint signaling. Bases 1 to 1008 code for a protein of 335 amino acids. NCBI's taxonomy places the organism in Eukaryota, Fungi, Ascomycota, Sordariomycetes, Glomerellales, Plectosphaerellaceae. The transcript is spliced from 2 exons. The record is from RefSeq and is a predicted model, not a curated record.
AUGGCUCAACCUCUCUUUCGCGCCGUGGCUACCUCGACACGCCCGCUCUACCAAUUACUAAGAUGCGUCAAUUUUACCAACAAGAUCCACGUUCUGAUAACCGAAGAGGGCAUCAGGUUUUCGGCCGAUCUAUCUCGGGUCAUGCAAGGUACUGCAUCCCUCGAUAAGAAGCUCUUCGCAUCCUAUCACCUAAAUCUCGGCGAAUCAGACGACGAAAGCUCACAGCCGGACCUCCCCAGCUUUCAAAUCAAUCUACCGGCUCUUCUGGAGACACUGCAAAUUUUUGGCGCUGUGGAUGUGGCUACCCGGGCGCAAAAGGCGGAGCAGGACCCAUACCGCAGCAACCUCCGCAACUACCGCCCGGAUGCGUUUAGUAACCAGGCCCUGGGCAUCGGCGGGACCUGCUGCCUGCAGCUAGCGGAGGAGGGCGCCCCGCUGAGCAUCAUCAUCGAGGAGUCGGGGGUCAAGACGGUAGCGAACCUGACGACCUACGUGCCCGAAAUCCCCGAGGACAUUCCCUUCGACCGCGACGAGCUCGCCUACAAGAUCAUCAUGCAGUCGCGCUACCUGCUCGACGGGCUGGCGGAGCUUUCCCCGAACGGGCCCAAGCGACUCACCAUCACCACGUCGAGGGGCCCGCCUUACCUCACGCUGGCCGGAAACGGCGACCUCGGCACCACGGUGGUGGACUUUGCCAAGGGCCGGGAGCUUCUCGAGACUCUUUCGGUGCAGGAGCGCUGGGUCCAGACCUACAAGUUUGACUUGAUCAAGUCGUCGACCGAGGCGAUGCGCAUCGCUAGCAAAAUCAGCCUCCGCGGUGAUCGGCAGGGCGUGCUGAGUUUGCAGUUCAUGGUGGAGGUGGAAGGCGGCGGGGUCAGUUUCUUGGACUUUCGCUUCGUGCCCUUUAUAUCGCACGAAGACGAUGAAGAUGGGCAGGAAGGGGGGGAGGGCGAGGGCGAGGAGGGUGGGGAGGGCGAUGAGCCUGAUCGCGGGGAUGAGGAACUGUAA